AUGCCCACGCUCAAGAUGCUUGUACUACUGCUCCUCGGCUGCUUGGACCUAGAAGUCCGGGGCCAGGCCAUCACCCUCACGCCGUCGACGAUCGACCACCGCACGAGGACCGUCACGGUCAUCAAGACGUUGACCCAAGCCGCCGUCAGCACGACGGCCACAACAACCACAGUCACGACGGCCACGACGGCCACGGUGACGGUUCCGACGACGGUCACCGAAACCACUACGAAGACGGCCACUGCCAUUGCCACAGUCACGACAACGGCCAUGGCCACGAUCACAACCACGGCGCCCUGCUCCCCGGCCGGCUGUCCCACCGUCACGGCCACCGGCGCCGUCUGCAGGAGCUGCUUCGUCGCCCAGUGCACCACGACGUCGACCGUCACGAGGUCCUGCGGCUGCCCGACCUCGCUUGCCACGACGACGGCCGACUUUGGGUGCGACCAGCCCGGCGUCUGCAACAGGAUCGGGUGCAGGACGGUGUUUGCCGUGGCGACGCCGGCCUGUUGA
Colletotrichum higginsianum IMI 349063 is the source of this 513-nucleotide messenger RNA. RefSeq lists its product as uncharacterized. Lineage: Eukaryota; Fungi; Ascomycota; Sordariomycetes; Glomerellales; Glomerellaceae. Bases 1 to 513 code for a protein of 170 amino acids. The transcript is spliced from 2 exons. The record is from RefSeq and is a predicted model, not a curated record.